AUGGCUACGGUUGGAGUCGCCUUUCUUCAACAACAACUCGGUGAUGACACUGCAAGCCGCGUGCGACAAUUCGAGCAAAUUGUUGCAGCAUGCGCAGCCGUGCUGCAAUUUCUUGGAAGGCCUCGCUUCCUCGAUUCCCUGUUCCAAUUAUGGAGCGGACUGACCCAUUCGUUGAUUUUGAUGGAGGCCCUCCUUUUUCCUGAGCAGCCAGUUCAGACCAGUUCUCAGCUCGCUUUGCCAAGGGAGAACCUUCCACUGUCCUCUAUUAUGGACGACCGGUUCCAGCAGUGGGCACCGCUCAUACCCUUGGCUAUCCAAAGCCUUGCUGAACACACAGACUGGUUCCAUGAGAAGUACGAUAAGAACCUUCACAAAGAAAUGGCUGCACUUUGGACGACGCUAUGUUACUUUUCCAAAGCAUUUACCAAAUUUUGCAGCUACGGCCAGACGCUACAGCUGCUGCUCAUGCUGCACCUGACACAGGGGGCCCCGAUACCGCCCCUACUGUCGUCAUCGCGCCCUUUGCAUUACCCGACACUGUCACACUUGCUGAUCCCUGGACAUCGACCUGACGGAAUACAAGUGACAGAGUGCGGGUGA
Molecule: messenger RNA, 600 nt
Organism: Cladocopium goreaui
Lineage: Eukaryota; Dinophyceae; Suessiales; Symbiodiniaceae
Source: the annotation of a GenBank genome assembly